AUGGCGGAAGAAAGACCGGUUUGCGUGCACAUCUCUGAAGAGUGCCCCAUCGAAUACACUGUUUACGGUUACCGUCCGAGUCUUUGGGUCAACGCUCUGCUGGCAUCACUCUUCACCAUGGCCUUUUUCGCCAACAUAUGGCUCGGCAUUCGCUUCCGUAUCCGCGCCUAUAGUAUUGUUCUUACCUUGGGUUGUUUGGCGCAAAUGAUAGGUUAUGGCGCAAGAAUCGGAAUGUACUUCCUGCCCUUCAACGCCAUCCCUUUCCAAGCGCAAGUCUGCUGUCUCAUCAUUGGCCCAGCUUUCAACAGUGCGGCUGUGUAUCUCAUGCUCAAACACAUCAUUGCACUGUUCGGCCCCGAGUGGUCCCUGCUUAAGCCGAAGCUGUACACUAUCAUCUUCAUCGGCGCCGAUAUAGUGUCAUUAGUCCUGCAGGCUGCAGGUGGUGGGAUCGCUGCGACUACUGCUAUUGGCGACGAUGAUAUGCUGAAUCUCGGAAACAACAUUAUGAUGGCUGGUAUCGCCUUUCAGGUGGUUACCUUAUCGGUGUUUGCAUUGCUGGCCACAACAUUCUGCAUUAGGCGUGUGCGAGCUGUCAAGUCUUACCCCUUGAGUGGUAAUGCACUUCAAACUUGGCAGGCCAUACGUUUCCGUUGGUUUGUGUGCGGUCUGUUUACAGCGUUUUUGACGAUCUAUAUUCGUUGCGUCUAUCGAAUUGCCGAGAUGAAGGGUGGGUGGGGGAACCCAAUGAUGAAAGAACAAAUUCAUUUCAUUAUACUUGAAGGACUUAUGAUUCUCAUCGCAACAUUCUCUCAAACUAUUCUCCAUCCUGGGCCCUUAUUCCCUGCUUUUACGAACCGCGAUUGUCAGCAUGAUACAGUCGACUCAUACACCGAACUGCCCAUUGUACCCAAGUACACAGUGUAG
Molecule: messenger RNA, 924 nt
Organism: Fusarium venenatum
Lineage: Eukaryota; Fungi; Ascomycota; Sordariomycetes; Hypocreales; Nectriaceae
Source: RefSeq, a predicted model, not a curated record